AUGUCGAUCGAAGGUGUUAUUUAUGAUCCUAAUGAUCCGGAAUUGAAAGAGUCAAUGAAAUAUUUGGCUCUUCCAACGGAAGAACGUAUUAAACUUCAAGCUCAACCUUUUGAUGGUAAAAAGCAAUGUUGGAUUCCUGAUGCAAAGGAAUCAUUCGUUGCUGCUGAAAUUACCGCUACAAAAGGUGACGAAGUAACGGCUAAAACUGAUAAAGGAGAGACCGUCACAUUGAAAAAAGACGAUGUUCAGCAAAUGAAUCCACCGAAAUUCACUUGCUGUGACGAUAUGGCUAAUUUGACAUAUUUGAACGACGCUUCCGUCUUGCAUAACUUACGUGAUCGUUAUCAACGUUGGCUUAUCUACACUUAUUCAGGUUUAUUCUGUGUCGCCAUCAAUCCGUACAAGCGAUUACCGAUUUAUACAAUGAAAGUGGUUCUGAUGUAUCGUGGAAAGAAGCGUACAGAAGUGCCACCGCAUUUAUAUGCAAUUUCUGACAAUGCAUAUUCGAAUAUGCUUCGCGAACGAGAAAAUCAAUCGAUGUUGAUCACAGGAGAGUCAGGUGCUGGAAAAACGGAAAACACCAAGAAAGUCAUUCAAUAUUUCGCUUUGGUUGCCGCUGCCGGGGCAAAGAAAGAGGAGGGCAAGAAAACUAUGACCCUUGAAGAUCAAAUUGUUUCGGCUAAUCCCGUACUCGAGGCCUAUGGUAAUGCAAAGACUACGAGAAACAAUAAUUCUUCUCGAUUCAAAACCAUGACUCUUGAAGACCAAAUUGUUCAAUCCAACCCUGUACUCGAGGCGUUUGGCAAUGCUAAAACGUCUCGAAAUAAUAAUUCUUCUCGAUUCGGUAAAUUUAUUCGUAUUCACUUUGGCAGUUCAGGAAAGAUCGCUGGCGCUGAUAUUGAAGUUUAUUUACUCGAAAAAGCUCGUGUUAUCUUUCAGCAACCGGCUGAACGUAACUAUCACAUUUUCUACCAGUUGUGUUCCAAUGCUUUUCCUGAGUAUCACAAGGAAUGUCUUAUCGAGGGUAAUCCAGGCAAAUAUCAUUAUGUAUCACAAGGCAUGCUCACAAUUGAUAAUGUUGAUGAUGCUGAGGAAAUGAGAAUCACGGAUGAAGCAUUCGAUGUUCUCGGUUUUACGAAGGACGAAAAAUUGAAUAUGUACAAAGGUACAGCAGCUAUAAUGCACUUUGGUAACUCUCAAUGGAAACAGCGACCGCGAGAAGAACAAGCUGAGGCUGAAGGCACAGAAGAAUGUGAAAAAGUCGCACAUCUUCUUGGAAUUGAAGCAGCAGAACUUAUCAAAGGUCUACUUAAACCACGUAUCAAAGUUGGCAAUGAAUAUGUCAACAAAGGUCAAAAUAAAGAUCAAGUUCUUAAUUCAAUUGGUGCACUCUCCAAAUCUAUCUACUCACGUAUGUUCAAUUGGUUAGUCGAGCGAGUUAACGUCACGCUCGAUGUGAAAGCUAAACGACAAUAUUUUAUUGGUGUACUUGAUAUUGCUGGUUUCGAAAUUUUCGAAUACAAUGGUUUCGAACAAUUAUGUAUUAAUUAUACCAAUGAACGUCUUCAACAGUUCUUCAAUCAUCAUAUGUUCGUCUUGGAACAAGAAGAAUACAAGAAAGAAGGAAUUCAAUGGGAAUUUAUUGAUUUCGGUAUGGAUUUACAAGCGUGUAUUGAUCUUAUUGAAAAACCGAUGGGUAUUCUGUCCAUUCUUGAGGAAGAAUGUAUCGUACCCAAAGCAACAGAUAAGACAUUUGUUGAAAAACUUUAUAAUAAUCAUUUGGGUAAACAUCCACAAUUCGGUAAACCCAAACCAUCGAAAGGCAAAGCUGAAGCACACUUUGAAAUCCAUCAUUAUGCUGGUUCAGUGCCAUACACCGCCACAGGCUGGCUUGAAAAGAACAAGGAUCCUAUCAACACAACGGUUGCUGGUCUCUUCGCCAAGUCGAAGAAUGCUAUGUUAAGUCAUCUUUAUGCCGAUGUCGCUGAGGAAGAAGGCGGUGGUAGCAAAGCCGGAGUGAAGAAGAAGGGUGGCAGUAUGCAAACCAUCUCAGCUACACAUCGAGAACAAUUGAACAAAUUGAUGACGAACUUGAAACAAACGCAUCCUCAUUUUGUUCGCUGUAUUAUUCCAAAUGAAGUGAAAACUGGAGGCAUUCUCGACUCACACUUGGUUCUCCAUCAGCUUCAUUGUAACGGUGUUCUCGAAGGCAUCCGUAUCUGUCGCAAAGGCUUUCCUAAUCGUAUGAUCUACUCGGAAUUCAAACAACGCUAUUCCAUUUUGGCACCCAAUGCUAUUCCAAAAGGUUUUGUUGACGCGAAAAAAGCAACGGAAAACAUUCUCAAAGAUGUCCAACUAUCCGAUGAAUUGUACCGAUUGGGAACAACGAAAGUGUUCUUCAAAGCAGGUGUCUUAGGUCAACUUGAAGAUAUGCGUGACCAAGCUCUAUCGAAAAUCAUCGCCACUUUACAAGCGCAAGUUCGCGGUUAUAUCAUGAAGAAAGAAUAUAAGAAGAUGUUAGAAAAGCGCUUAGCUUUAUCAAUUUUACAACGAAAUUGUCGUAAAUAUUUGUCGUUGCGCAAUUGGCCAUGGUGGAAAUUGUACACGAAAGUCAAACCCUUGUUAUCUGUUGCACGACAAGAAGAAGAAAUGAAGAAACUUGAAGAUGAAUACAAAGCAUUGAAGGAAGCUUUUGAAAAAGAAGAAAAACUACGAAAAGAUACCGAAGAAAACAACGCGAAAUUAAUCAAAGAAAAGAAUGACAUGUAUUUGCAAUUGGAAGCUGAACGUGCGAAUACUUCUGGCGCUGAAGAACGUCUGACCCGACUGAUCACCCAAAAAGCCGAUCUCGAACAACAAAUCAAAGAUAUGGAAGAACGUAUCAGCGAAGAAGAAGACGCAACAGCCGAAUCCAAUGCCAAGCGAAAGAAACUUGAGCAUGAUAUCGAUGGUUUGAAGAAAGACAUCGAUGACAUGCGAUUAAGCUUACAAAAGGCAGAGAAUGAAUCGAAAACGCGAGAUAAUCAAAUUCAUACAUUACAAGAUGAGAUGGCUCGUCAAGAUGAAACAAUCGCUAAGAUCACGCGUGAACGUAAACGUCUCGAAGAACAAAAUACGAAAACGACGGAACAGUUGCAAGCGGAAGAAGAUAAAGUGAAUCAUUUGACUAAAUUAAAGACGAAACUCGAGCAAACUUUGGAUGAACUAGAAGACAGUUUAGAACGUGAGAAGAGAAGCCGAGUUGAUUUGGACAAAUCGAAGCGAAAGUUGGAAACCGACGUGAAAUCUCUACAAGCAAGUUUGGAAGAGGUCGAACGGGCAAAACGAGAAUUAGAAGAAACAGUUAAACGUAAAGAUCAAGAAAUUCAACAAAUGGGCGGACGACUCGAGGAUGAACAAGGACAAGCGACAAGUCUCGGCAAGAAAAUCAAAGAAAUGCAAGCACGUAUUGAAGAGUUGGAAGAAGAGCUGGAAAAUGAACGGCAAUCACGAUCGAAGAGCGAAAAGCAGCGUGCGGACUUGGCGCGUGAAAUCGAUGAGAUGAACGAUCGAUUAGAAGAAGCUGGUGGUGCAACGUCGACACAAGUCGAAAUGAACAAGAAACGUGAAGGUGAAUUGGCCAAACUUCGACGAGAUUUAGAAGAAGCCAAUCUUCAACAUGAGGCCACUGCUGCCCAAUUACGGAAGAAACAUCAAGAUGCUGUCAGUGAAAUGGGGGAACAAAUCGAUCAGUUGCAGAAACUGAAAAACAAAUUGGAAAAAGAAAAACAAAGUGUCAAAUCGGAGUUGGAUGAUUUACGUUCACAAGUUGAACAUUUUCAAAAGGGUAAAACAACGGCAGAGAAACUCUCCAAACAACUCGAACAACAAUUGAAUGAUAUUCAAAUCAAACUUGAAGAUAGUCAUAAACAAAUCAAUGAUUUCAAUGUCCAGAAAUCGAAAUUAGUCAAUGAAAACUCUGAUUUACUCAAAACUGUCGAAGAAUUUGAACAUCAAGUUAGUCUCUUACAGAAAUCCAAAGUCGUCUUACAACAACAAGCUGACGAAGCCAAACGUGCUUUAGAGGACGAAACACGUGGCAAAGGUUCAGUUCAUUCACAAAUUCGUAAUUUAACAGCUGAUCUCGAGCAAACACGCGAACAACUUGAAGAAGAACAAGAAGGCAAAGCUGAAUUUCAAAGACAAGUUGCAAAACUUCAAGCUGAAGUUCAUCAAUGGAGAUCACGUUAUGAGUCAGAAGGUUUGGCUCGAAGUGAAGAACUUGAAGAAGCUAAACGAAAAUUAGCUGCAAAAUUGACCGAAGCGGAAGAACAAGUCGAAGCUGCAUUGAGCAAAUGUAAUGCUUUAGAAAAAGUUAAAGCUCGCCUACAAGGUGAAGUCGAAGACCUUAUGGUUGAUGUUGAACGCGCCAAUGCCAAUGCUUCGGCUAUGGACAAGAAGCAAAAACAAUUCGACAAAUUAAUUAAUGAAUGGAAACAGAAAUGUGAGGACAUUACGAUCGAACUCGAAGCAUCGCAAAAAGAAGCGCGACUUUAUUCAACUGAGCUUUUUAAAUUGAAGACUCAAUAUGAAGAAUCGCACGAGCAAAUCGAAGCACUUCGCAAAGAGAAUCGAAACUUAGCUGAUGAAAUCAAAGAUCUUAUGGAUCAAUUAGGCGAAGGCGGAAAGAACGUUCACGAAUUAGACAAAGCUCGUAAACGUGCUGAAUUAGAAAAGGAAGAACUUCAGUCUGCACUGGAAGAAGCAGAAUCCGCACUUGAACAAGAAGAAGCGAAAGUUCUUCGUGCACAAAUGGAAUUGAGUACAGUUCGUCAAGAAAUCGAUCGACGUAUUCACGAAAAAGAAGAAGAAUUCGAAAAUACCCGUCGUAAUCAUGCGCGCGCACUAGAAUCGAUGCAAGCAAGUCUAGAAGCGGAAACACGAUCGAAAGGAGAAGCCUUGAAACAAAAAAAGAAACUCGAAUCGGAUAUCAACGAAUUAGAAAUCGCUCUGGAUCAUUCGAAUCGCAAUAAUUCGGAUUUACAAAAGGCAUUGAAACGACUUCAACAAACUGUCGCGGAAUUCUCAACACAGAUUGAAGAAGAACAACGGCAACGUGAUGAAGCCCGAGAAGCUGCUAUGGCUGCUGAACGUCGCGCUAACCUCAUCAUCGGUGAAGUUGAGGAAUUACGUACUGCUUUGGAACAAGCUGAACGCGCUCGUAAAGCAGCCGAAAAUGAAUUAAAUGAAGCAGCUGAUCGUAUCAGUGAACUAAGCACACAAAAUGCCAAUAUCUCAUCACAACGACGACAACUUGAAUCAACUGUCGCUGCUAUGCAAGCCGAUUUGGAUGAAGCAGUUGCAGAGCUUAAAAAUAGUGAAGAACGCUCGAAAAAAGCGGCUGCGGACGCUGCCCGUUUGGCUGAAGAAUUACGCCAAGAACAAGAACACGCAUUACAAGUUGAACGUCUUCGUAAAGGAUUUGAACAACAAAUCAAAGAUCUUCAAAUACGUCUCGAGGAAGCUGAAGGCAGCUCACUCAAAGGCGGAAAACGUGUUAUCGCUAAACUUGAACAACGUAUUCAUGAACUGGAGAGUGAGGUUGAAUUAGAACAACAUCGUCAUCAAGAAACAUUGAAAGAGUUACGUAAGAACGAUCGCCGCUUGAAAGAGCUCAUCUUUCAAACCGAAGAUGAUCGUAAGAAUCAUCUUCGAUUGCAAGAUCUCUCCGAAAAACUACAAACCAAGAUCAAAGUCUACAAACGACAAGUCGAAGAAGCCGAGGAAAUCGCUGCACUCAAUUUGGCGAAAUAUCGUAAAGUUCAAGGUGAACUCGAAGAAUCAGCUGAACGUGCUGAUCUUGCAGAGAAUCAACUAGGCAAAUUACGUGCUAAGAACCGUUCGACUGUUAGUGCUAGUCGAACUUCGCCAGGUCGUGACAUUCGUGAAUCGACGAUGAUUCGAGCAACAUCAAUGAUUCGUUCAAGUUCAGUUCGUCCUCGUUAG
Adineta ricciae is the source of this 5985-nucleotide messenger RNA. The record is from the annotation of a GenBank genome assembly. NCBI's taxonomy places the organism in Eukaryota, Metazoa, Rotifera, Eurotatoria, Adinetida, Adinetidae.